This is a messenger RNA of Lucilia sericata (common green bottle fly), 1689 nucleotides long. RefSeq names its product vanin-like protein 1. The transcript has 4 exons. The coding region runs from base 86 to 1681 and encodes 531 amino acids. The record is from RefSeq and is a predicted model, not a curated record. Gene Ontology annotation, molecular function: hydrolase activity, acting on carbon-nitrogen (but not peptide) bonds, in linear amides. NCBI's taxonomy places the organism in Eukaryota, Metazoa, Arthropoda, Insecta, Diptera, Calliphoridae.
UAAACAUUUUAAUUUAGACUGUGGAGGUGUGAAUAUCAAUCAGUGUUAGAGUUAAGUGCGUUAGACAGAUAGUAAAAUUUUUAAAAUGUUAACAACAAUUAUAGCAGUAAUAGCUUUAGCCCAGUUAUCAUUACAGGCUAGCACAGCCUAUGAUCCCUUUUACGCGGCCGGAGUGGUGGAAUUCAGACCCUCUACUAGCCUUACCGCCGAAGCACGCAUGCUAGACAAUCUUAAGGGUUAUUUGUCUAUUUUAGAAUCGGAAGAUGCUAAAAAUCUCGAUGUUAUAGUAUUUCCCGAAUCUACGCUUAAUAAUAAUGAAGAGGCCACAUUUGUACCCAAUCCGGCCAAAGGUUUAAUAAUCCCCUGUAAUGUGAAUACGGGAGAAUAUCAUGAUUUAUUGGUGCAAUUAUCCUGUGCUGCCAGAAAGUUAGCCUCUUAUGUGGUGAUUAAUUUAACGGAAAAGGAAUUGUGUUCAACAGUUCCAGAGGACACACGCCCCUGUGCCAGUAGUGGCCUAAAUCUGUACAACACCAAUGUCGUGUUUGAUCGUAAUGGAGCGGUUUUGUCACGUUACCGCAAAGUCCAUUUAUAUGGUGAAAAUAAGAAUACCACUUUUGCACCCGAAACCGGUUGGUUUGAUACAGAUUUUGGUGUACGUUUUGGUCAUUUUAUAUGCUUUGAUAUAUUGUUUUACGCGCCAGCAGAAUCUAUGGUCCAACACAAUGGCAUUAAAGAUUUCAUAUUCCCCUCUAUGUGGUUUUCGCAAUUACCAUUUCUAACAGCGGUCCAAGUACACCAGGCCUGGUCUUAUGCCAACAAUGUUAAUUUAUUAGCAGCGGGUUCAUCGAACCCUUUGGUAGGUUCUACCGGCACAGGAGUUUAUAACGGUCGUAAGGGUAUUAUUACGGCUAAAAUGAAUCAGGGUUUGGGAGAGCGUAAGCUGUAUAUAGCCCAUGUACCCAAAUAUCGUCAUUUAACCAAAAGAUCUUUACCUUUAAGUCCUAUCAAUCAAAAAAAACUAGCUUUGCCUAAUAUCACUUUAAAAAGGGAUUAUUUGCAAAGUUAUGAAUCCGUACCUCUCAACUUGACUGCUGGUAAUAGUGUUAAGCAUGAAAUGUGUUUUUCCAAUUCUUCAUUUUGCUGUAAAUUCGAAAUACAAUGGCAACCUUUGUUGGCUGAGAAGGAAAAUAAAUUCUAUCAAUAUCGUUUGGGUGUCUAUGAUGGUUUGCGUAAUGAAGUGGCGGCCGAAACUAAUCAACUUAAAAACUGUGCCUUAUUUAGCUGUAUAGGUGAAGAUAUAAUGGACUGUGGCAAAACUAUGGCCACCGACAUCGAUGUAGUAUUUGAAAAUAUCACCAUUACAGCCACUUACCCCAAGGCUGAACAAUUUUUAAUUAUGCCCAAUAGUUUAACUGCUGAUAUGAUGCCGGUGCCAGUAAAUCACUUCAAAUGGGAAGAAACUGAUAAAAAAAAUACUGUACAAAUGCGUUAUGAACUUAAUACCACCACCCCCAAUGUCAUGGCCUUUUCUAUCUAUGGCAAUUAUUAUGACUGCAUUGUAGACAUUAAACCAGACGAUGAGGAUGACAACAAAGGCGAUGGUGGAGAUGGUGCAGCUGGUAGCUUAAAGAACUCUUUAGUUGUUAUAAUAGGAAUUUUCCUAAUAAACUUGUUGUUAUAAAUAAUCUA